AUGGGAAUUGAGCACCUGAAUAUAUUCAAAGCAGAUAUCGACAGAAUUUUGUUCUACAUGGGAGUCAAGGGUUACGGAGAACAGAAUGUCUGGACAAAUUUGUGGGGCAAAGCAAUUUUAAUGGGCCAUAAAUGUGGCCUUCAAAUUCAAAGAGAGCACAUGAAGAUUGAGGGUAUUUAUCAUUGUGAGUAUUACCUGGGCAAGAGAUGUGCCUAUGUCCACAAAGCAAAGAACAAUGCUAUCACUCCUGGUGGUAAACCAAAUAAAACUCCCAUCAUUUGGGAUAAAGUGACUUAUACUUUUGGUAACAGUCAAGUUCAUGACAAGAUCACCACUAACCUGCCUGCAAAGGCUAUUGGAUAUAAAAUUCAUGUGGUACUCUGUCUAUCAAGAACUUAA
This is a messenger RNA of Pristis pectinata (smalltooth sawfish), 399 nucleotides long. RefSeq names its product 60S ribosomal protein L35a-like. Gene Ontology annotation, molecular function: structural constituent of ribosome. Gene Ontology annotation, cellular component: cytosolic large ribosomal subunit; ribosome. NCBI's taxonomy places the organism in Eukaryota, Metazoa, Chordata, Chondrichthyes, Rhinopristiformes, Pristidae. The record is from RefSeq and is a predicted model, not a curated record. Gene Ontology annotation, biological process: cytoplasmic translation; ribosomal large subunit biogenesis.